AUCGAUCGUCGACGGCCAGUCAGUUGGAUUCGAGACGAACGCUAACCAUACGCAACCACACUCGGAGUUCAACAUGGUGAUGCGAAGAACUACCGCGAACGGCGAGCCAGCCGUCCAGAACAACCGCAAAAUCGUUACCCUACGGCAGGGUAUGGUUAACGGAGUUCGGGAUAUUCUACCGAAUGGUUCGGAAUACUUCUACUUCAAAGGAAUUCCCUACGCUCGUCCACCGAUCGGAGAUUUGCGCUUCGAAGCACCCGUCCCAUUAGAAAAGUUUCCGGCGAUGGUCCUGGACUGCUCGCAAGAGCGAAGCUACUGCAUUGGGAUGAAUCUUCUGACAAGGAAAAUCAGUGGGCGUGAGGAUGGACUCUAUGUGAACGUGUACACUCCGGAGCUGCCUGCACGAGGGAAGGUGGAGUCGAAGCUUCCGGUGAUGGUGUUUGUUCACGGAGGUGGCUUGAUCGGAGGAAACGGCGACAGUUUGCUGUACAAUCCGAACUACAUGGUCCAGGAAGGGGUUGUGUUCGUUACCAUGAACUACCGCGUGGGGGUUCUUGGGUUCUUGUGCUUACCGGAUGCGGGGAUCCACGGGAACGGUGCCUUGAAGGAUCAACUCAUGGCUCUCCGGUGGGUUAACGAGAACAUUGCCAUGUUCGGUGGGGAUCCGACGAAUGUAACUUUGGUUGGUUCUAGCUCCGGAGGAAGUUGUGUUGGUCUGCACUGCAUGUCGGAUGUUUCCAAGAAGUACUUCCAUAAGGCCAUUCUUCAAUGCGGUCACCAUAUGUGCGACUUCACGUAUGGUACUGAAAUGCUGCGAAAGGCCCGGGACCUCGCUAAAUUGUUCGGAUACAAGGGAAGUUGUGAUAAAGAAGCAUUAAUUGUGUUGAAGCGAGCAUCGGCAGAACAGCUGGUUAAGAGACAGUUUGAGGUACUUUCACCAAAGGAACGCAAAAUGGAAGAAGUUUAUCAAAUUCCAUUCGCCCACGUUGUGGAACGAGAGGGAUCCAAUGGUGCCAUUCUUACCAAAAAUCCGCUGGAACUUAUAAAAUCGCCAGGGUCCUUCAACAUUCCGGUAAUAAUUGGAACCAAUGACGCAGAGGGAUCCUUCGAGCUCAUGAAUGCCCUCCGACACCUUAAGGAUUACGAUGUCGAAGUUGAACGAUUAAUUCCAAGAAGUGUCAACGUGGACUUUUUCAGCCCCAUUGCCAAACAAGUCGGUGAAGAGAUCAGAAAUAGCUUUUUCGACGGCAAAACAGUGACGGAAACCGACAUGCAAGACUUCCUACAAUACGUUUCCGAAAAGGCCGGAAUCACAUCGUACUUCUUGGCAUACUUUAGUAGCAUUGUGCAGCAUAAUCCCAAAGUCUAUCUGUUCCGAUUUGCUUUCGAUGGCGCUUUGAACAACGGCAAGAACUUGGCCAAGCUUCCGCCCUUCAAAGGAGCCGGACACAUGGACGAUCUGUUCUACUUAUUCAGCUCGGCAACCAUAGCCGCAGUCCCCGAAACCGACAAGUCCUAUCAAAUGCGUCAAACGAUGGUUCGCAUGUGGACGAACUUCUCCAAAUAUUCGGAUCCUACUCCUGCAGAUUCAAAUUCUACAUUGCCGUUCCGUUGGGACCCGUUACCAAUGUUGAACCCAAGCGAGAAUGAAAAAUUUGAAGAGCGAUAUCUUAACAUAGAUCAGGAGUUGCAAAUGACCGUCCCGGAUCCGAAACGUUUAGCUCUCUGGCUCCAGCUCCACGAGAAGUACAACGGACACAUCACGGGGCUUCCUUUCGCGGUCGAUGACAUGAACCUGGCAGAAGGAGCAAAAUAAAUUGCUGCUUCAAAUACUCGCCGAAAAUCGCCAUCGAAUUCGGAAUGCAAUUAUCAACUGAUGAUUAAUUCACACCUUCGAUGGAACUGUGCUUGUUGAGUUUAUCGUUCGGAAACGUUGUUUAUAAGUUGAUGGCAAUUGCAGAAAUCCAUUAUGCAUGAGAACUUUUGCUUUUAUUCUGAAAGAAAACAUUGGUACGAUAUUAUAGCGCGAAAGGCGAAUGAAGAGUAAUGUAAAAAGUAUAUUCAAUAAUGAUU
This is a messenger RNA of Armigeres subalbatus, 2073 nucleotides long. Its product is annotated as esterase B1-like. Gene Ontology annotation, molecular function: serine hydrolase activity. Lineage: Eukaryota; Metazoa; Arthropoda; Insecta; Diptera; Culicidae. The coding region runs from base 74 to 1816 and encodes 580 amino acids. The record is from RefSeq and is a predicted model, not a curated record. The transcript is spliced from 2 exons.